Molecule: messenger RNA, 2870 nt
Organism: Geodia barretti
Lineage: Eukaryota; Metazoa; Porifera; Demospongiae; Tetractinellida; Geodiidae
Source: the annotation of a GenBank genome assembly
CAAUUUACUUACGUGUGCAAUAAUUAAUUGCGUGACGUCAUUACGACCGUGCGCCAAACUACAAAGUUGGCCAGCUCGAAUUUUGACCCGAAAGGGAAGACUUGCAACACUCUACGGACCAGUGUACGGUGAAACGAUAUAUUGUCUGCAGAUCGAGACACGCCUCGCAGCCUGCAUUUCCCUCCUGGCCGCUGCACUGCCGACGUCACCAAAUCCGCACUUUACUUGGCUUCCAGGAACCCAGCAGGAUGGCAACCAGCAGCCUCGUUCGGGCGCCCCCUACCAGCAGCAGCAAUCCGAGUAAUAAAGCUCGUCAUGUGAAGCGCUCUCACUCGCUGUUGAUGCACAGCAAACCGCCGCCCGUUGGAAAAGAGCGCGCGUCGUCGUUGAAACGAGAACAGUCGCUGAAGGGACCUCGAGAUCACUACACUUUGCAUCUGCGAUCGCCGAUCGACAUGUUCCGCGGAGGUCAGAGACGCACGAAGAAGCGCGGAAAGCCAGUGGAAGACUCGACCUACGAGCGCCCGUCCAGCCCGCUGCUCGGGUUCGACAGCCCCCUGCAGACCCGGCGUGGCCGAAUGGUGCACGCCAAGUCGUGUGACAUGACUCCGCUGAGGCUCCGUCUCAACAGCGUGCAGACGGAGCCCGACGCACAGAGCAACAGCUCCGACGAGUCGUGGAACGUGGCCGCAGUGGAGCUCGGGCACGAGACCCCGUCUUCUUGUCAGAUUGCUCAGCUCAACAGCUCACCAACCUCCACUCGGCGAGGAAAAGUGUGGACCCUGGAUCGCUACACAUCUCAUCUCUCUCCCUCCUACAACACGGACUCUUCUACCACCACCAGCAGAUCUCAAAGCCCAGCGUACCCCUCCUCCCUCUCCGGCCGACCGACCCCUGACAUUCCCUUCACUCCCCUCAUACCCGACAUCUCCGUGUUGGUGGCCACACCCCCUGACAGCAGCCCGAAUCUGAGGCUCCAACUGUUGCGUAACAAACGCAUCUGUCACUCCACCUCAGCUCUCUACUGUAACACCUCCCAAGCCACCGACAGGAGCGAGCAGAUUCUCCAGGAGCUGAUCAACACAGAGCGGCGCUACCUCUCAAACCUCGACACACUACUCAACACUCUCCUGCCGGCCAUGGAAGACUUUGUGUCCCCACGCGACCUCCGCCUCCUCUUCCCCUGCCAGCUGGAACCCCUCCUAGAGUGCCACAAGGGACUCCUCGGACAAUUCAAGGAUCGGAUUGUCUCGGAUUCAGAGAGCCAUGGCAUGGUUGGAGACAUAUUCCAGCAGCUGUGCUCCAGAGAAGCAGGGAAUUGCGAGUUCUUUGAGAUGUACAGCGCCUACAUGAAGGAGUUCAAGGUCGCCAUGAAGACCCUGGCCAAGUACGAGCAUUCCUCCCAGGCCUUUCGUCAGGAGCUGCGCAGCCAGCAGGCCGAGUGUGACGGUCUGUCUCUCUCCGCAUUCCUCCUCACUCCUGUCCAGAGACUCCCGCGAUACGAGCUCCUCCUCAAGGAUCUACUGAAGCAGGCUCUGGACAACAGAGACAGUCCUUACCUGAAGGAGGCAAUUGACCUUCUUCACGAGGAGCUCAUCAGAUUGAACUCGUCGAUCAAGUCGUGCGAGCUGGCCUGCUCAGUGGCAAGGAUCCGCAACAACGGUCGGAGGUCAGGGUCCAUUCGCAGACUCAGCACUCGCGGGAGGCUGGCCGGGAAGCAGCUGGCCAAGCAGCUCAUGAAGCACCUGUCGGCUGUGAGUGUGGAAGACCUCAGUGGAGGUGAACCAAGGCCCGUCAACUCUGAGAUGCAGCGACCCAUCUCAGCCACCAAGAAGACAAUGUCGGUGAGCGAGAUUCGAGUGAGGAAGAGGAGAGGGCUGUACACGUCGGCAGAGAACCUCCCCGGUGCGGGCCAGCGGGUGGGGGAGGGCUCCGGCGGGCUCCGGCGGCCAAUGAGCUCCAUGGAGCGGACGUCCAGCUGCAUCGACCUGGUGACAGAUUACGACAAGUUCCCGGAGAAGAAGAGAUUCUCCCAGCCUGUCUGGCUCAUGGAGAAGAUUGAGAGCCUGCCCAACAGCCCAGAACCCAGCAGUCCCUGUUCCAUUCUGCCAAGGUCUGAGACCGAGGACGGUGCUGUUCCGUCCGCAUCCCGUGCCUCCAUCUGCUCUGUUGCCUCCUCCACCUCAGGUGAGAACUCAGGAAUAGGGUCUUCAAAUUCUCAAGUGGAACUGGAUUCGACACUGACCCUCACACCGUCCCGACCCUCCUCUCCCUUCACUCCCCAACCCUCUCCCUCCCCAGAGGAUCACGACUCCCCACUCUCCCUCGAGAGCACACCCACCAAUCCCCCAACUCCCACACACACCACUGUCGCCAUGCCAACCCAGCCACAAGCUGCCUCGGCAGCUACGAUGCCCCAUCGACCAAUCAUCGUACCCCGCAGAACUGGGCCGAGGGAUCCGUCGUCAGCUCAGAGGAAGUGGAGGAAAAGAAUAUCGUGGGCUGGGAACUUUGUCAUGCCUCGCAUCAUCAAAAAGAAAGCUAGUGUCCCAGAUCUGGCCACCACCAGCAGCAAGAUGACUGGCAAUGACAUUAGCCUCCCGAUCAACUUCCGCCACAUCCAACAUGGCUUCAACACUACUGCCUCCACUCCCUCCCUCACACCCUCACCCAGCAGCUAGGCCACACCCACUGGUUGACAGUCAAAACUGUAAUCCUCAUAUUUUUCAUUGAAUGAUGCACUAUUCUCUUUUUUCGCACAUUUUGAAUCCUGUCUCAUUAUUUCAUGUUCCAACGGUAUUUAUUGUCGUUAAUUUUGCCACAUGUAAAUUCAGAUUAUUAUGAAAAAUUGAAAGCGAAAGAAGAAUAUA